Messenger RNA from Stegastes partitus (bicolor damselfish), 3872 nucleotides. It is a transcript of the gene ophn1, whose product is annotated as oligophrenin 1. Gene Ontology annotation, biological process: signal transduction. The record is from RefSeq and is a predicted model, not a curated record. Gene Ontology annotation, cellular component: cytoplasm. The transcript has 24 exons. Lineage: Eukaryota; Metazoa; Chordata; Actinopteri; Pomacentridae. The coding region runs from base 347 to 2731 and encodes 794 amino acids. Gene Ontology annotation, molecular function: protein binding; GTPase activator activity.
UCGGAAUGGGACGCGUCCACAGGGACUCUAGCCGCUCUCCUAAUCACGACACCGUAACGAGGAAAAAGUGGCAAAGAGGAGCAGGAUACAAUUAAGAUUACAGCGUAAACAGAGCUUCUGACGAGGGGAAAGAGGGACGCGGACCCGCACCGAGCAACCUCCGGCGGCUUAGACGUCGCUCCGUAUCCGAGCGGCUGCAGGCUCCCCCGGACACCAUGGUUUGUGCUGCUCUCAACAGAUGACUCGCCUCAACGGAGCAGAAAUGAGCCGCGGACGAGCGUAGGCAGCGUGUCUCUAAAACAAGCCCAUUGUUCGCGCUGAGUCGAACCGAGCCGCCCGUUAGAAGAUGGGGCAUCCUACUCUGGAGUUCAGCGACUGCUAUCUGGACAGUCCCGACUUCAGGGAGACCCUCAAGUGUUACGAGCUGGAGCUGGACAGGACGAGCAAAUUUCUCAAGGAGUUGAUAAAAGAUGGCAACAGUGUGAUCACUGCAAUCAAGGGAUAUUCUGUGGCUGUGCAGAAGUUUUCCCAGACUCUCGGUAUGUUCCAGUUUGAUUUCAUCGGCGAUUCCCUGACAGAUGAUGAGAUCAACAUCGCUCAGUCGUUCCAGGAGUUUGCCGGCCUCCUGCAGGAAGUGGAGCACGACAGGAUGAUGCUGGUUCAGAAUGCAUCCGAUCUGCUCAUCAAGCCCCUGGAGAAGUUCAGAAAGGAGCAAAUAGGAGUAACAAAAGAAAAGAAGAAGAAGUUCGAGAAAGAGAGUGAAAAAUAUUACUCCCAGUUAGACAAACACUUGAAUCUUUCUGCUAAGAAGAAAGAGACUCAACUUCAAGAGGCUGAUGAACUCGUGGAGAAAGAGCGGGUGAACUUCUAUGAAUCGUCCGUGGAGUACGUGUACCAGAUCCAUCAGGUGCAGGACAGGAAGAAGUUUGAUGUGGUGGAGCCGGUGCUGGCAUUUCUUCACAGCGUUUUAACGCUCAACAACCUGACAGUGGAGAUGACUCAGGACUUCAUGCCUUACAAGCAGGAACUGCAGCUCAGCUUGCAGAACACAAGAAACCACUAUGAGAGCACUUGCGAAGAGUUGGAGGAGCUCAUGAAAAGAAUGAAGCACCCGUCCCAGGUGUACAAAAUGCACAGUUUCCUGCCCAUGGAGGGUUAUCUGUACUGCCAAGAGAAGUGGGCUCUGGGUGUGUCGUGGGUCAAAUAUUACUGUAGGUAUCACAAGGAAGGAAGGCGGCUGGUCAUGGUACCUUGUGAACAGAAGCCUACGACUAAACAGGGCCCGACGCAGCUGACACUGAAAUCCUGCAUCCGCCGGAAGACCGACUCCAUAGACAAACGCUUUUGCUUUGACGUGGAAACCAACGAGAGAAACACACCCGUCACUUUCCAGGCUCUUUCGGAGGGAGACCGGAAGUCGUGGAUGGAGGCCAUGGACGGAAAGGAGCCUAUUUAUCAUUCCCCAAUUCACAAGCAAGCUGAAAUGGAACUGAAUGAAAUUGGAUUCAAGUUUGUGCGAAAGUGCAUCAACUACAUUGAAACAAAAGGAGCCACACAAGAAGGAGUGUACAGAACAGUUGGCAGCAACAUCCAAGUGCAGAAGCUACUAAAUGCCUUCUUUGAUCCUACAAACCCAGGAGAUGUGGAUCUCCACAGCAGCGACUGGGAUGUUAAAACCAUCACAAGUGCAUUAAAGUUUUAUCUCAGGAGUCUGUCUGAACCUCUGAUGACCUACGGUUUGCACAGAGACCUCAUGUGUGCUGCAAAGUCCGACAGUCUGGACUUUCGACUAAGCGAAAUUCAUUCUCUUACCUACAAACUUCCAGAGAAGAAUCGGGAAAUGCUGGAGAUGCUUAUUAAACACUUGGUCAAUGUGUGCAGCCACAGUGAGGAAAACCUGAUGACCCCGUCCAACAUGGCAGUUAUCUUUGGACCCACACUCAUGAGAGCGAAGGAGGAGACGGUGGCGGCCAUGUUGGACAUCAAGUUCCAAAAUAUCGUGGUUGAGAUUCUGAUUGAGGACUCCAGAAAGAUCUUCAGUUAUAUGCCAGAGGACAGCACUGCCCCACCUGUCCCUCCUCCGCGCAUCACCCCGAGAAAGCGGCAACCCAUCACAAUCUCCAAGCGGCCAGCUCGUGUUUAUCAAGCUCUUAGUCACGACCACUUCCAGCACACAGAGAAUGGUCAGAAUGAAACCUCCACUGUGGACGAGGACGUCUCAGUGAGCCCCGUUCCUCUGCAGCGAUCAAAACCUGUAAGCUACGCUCCGCUUGUUCCACGAGAGCCUCCUCCGAGACAAGCGUUAAUGCCCAGAGCAGCUAACCGUCAGGACAGACAGACGGACUCGGAUGCUGGGAAGAUUAACGACACAAGGCAAAGGCCAGAUUCAUCCCCGGCACCAAAUGGGGAGUCUGGAGUCUAUGUGAGCAGGGUGCCGUCGUUUCAGAGCCGAAAACCACCUCCAAAGAACACAUCAGGAGAUUCUGAAGGUCUGACGAGAACGAGGUCGACAGAGAAGCCUGCCAUUUGUAGACCCCCAGUCAGGCCUCCGGAGCCCCCUUCCAGAUGCCCCACUGCACUAAAGCCCCCCAGUGCAGCCAGCGCCGAGAGCACGGCCACGUCCUAUGUUGCAUCUAAAACCAAGUUUUUUGAGAACGCUUCCAGGAAAGUUGUCAGUCCACCGACCUCUCCAUCACCAACAGCAGGGACAAAUGUAAAGAAACCGAACUAAUGUUGAGGAGGCUUUGACGACAUCAUGUGACUGCUGCAUGCGCUCUUGGGUGCAGAUCACCACUAAUGAACUUGGUCAACUGUGACUGUAUGAGAAUUGACUGAAGGAAAAGCUCUCAACAGAACUCUUAUUUAGUUCCGUUAUUAGCGGUGUUGUAAAGGCUCACAGGAGCAAACUGUCUCUAGAAUGACCUCGCAAGGUAACUGGUUCUGUAUUUGAUCCAAAGUUAGUCAGCAGUAAAAGCCCUUUUCCCCCCUUGUUCCACACCUGUCGAGUAAUAUUACAAUUUGUAGUCAUUUUACUGCAUUUAAUUGUUUGAACAACUCUUGGCCACGACGUGUCUGCGUUGUUAACACUCGUUAGAUUUCCCAAAGAGGACUCAUUGAUUUAAAACUGACUUAAUCAGCUUUCAUUUGAAAAUGUAAAAUAGUAGUCUAGAUAUUAACUUCUAGAUUUUAUGAAAUGGUCUAUGCAUUGUAGUUGAGAUGAGAAAAACUCCUUGCUUACACAUAAACUACUAGAAAUUAUAUUUCAGUAUUAAAACAAAUAGUGUGGGACGAAACGUACUAAUGAGAUAAAAAACUGGAUGAAAAAUUAGCUACAUUCAAACUAAUGAUCUCUUAAAGCUGCUUCAGUUGGUCAUAAAAAAUAGUUAGAACAAACUUACAUCUUGUUCGUCAGUUGAGACAGAACUCAAACAAAAGUCACUUUUUGAGAGGCAUUACAGAAAAGUAUUUUGCUCAAGUGUCGGCCUGUAUCCAGUCAGCCUACUUUAACUUUACAGUGAAUGUAACGGUCGUCUUUUGUCGUUGUUUUUGUCUUUUUAAAACAGAUUACCAAGUGUGCAUUCCUUCACUUUUGACCUGUUGCAGGUCGGUCAGGUUGUACAGGAGAGUCCUUAAAGUUUACCUGAAUUUAUUGCACCUCAGAUGAAUGGCUGCGAUUCAAAAGCAGGUCGAACAUGAAAACACAACUGCUUGUUACAAUAUGUGAAUAUAACACUCCAUUGUUUUUGAUUUGUAUUUCUUUUGCUCUUAAAGCCGCUAUGUUAAUUUUUCGCUCGUAUUUUUGAUAACCCAACCUGAAAAUACCCGUUGUUGUCUGGUUUUCAAAGAGGGAAAUAAACAUGAAGAGCUCUUAA